This is a messenger RNA of Anopheles coustani, 2145 nucleotides long. It is a transcript of the gene Sidpn, whose product is annotated as protein pecanex. Gene Ontology annotation, biological process: anterior/posterior pattern specification; regulation of transcription by RNA polymerase II; regulation of neurogenesis. Bases 1 to 2142 code for a protein of 713 amino acids. The record is from RefSeq and is a predicted model, not a curated record. Gene Ontology annotation, cellular component: nucleus. Gene Ontology annotation, molecular function: protein dimerization activity; DNA-binding transcription factor activity, RNA polymerase II-specific; RNA polymerase II cis-regulatory region sequence-specific DNA binding. The transcript has 4 exons. Lineage: Eukaryota; Metazoa; Arthropoda; Insecta; Diptera; Culicidae.
AUGACUGCAAAGAAGGAUAAGGACUACAAGAAUCAUAAACACGGCAGUGAGUUAAGCGCAACAGCAAUCUCGUCCAAGUUAGACAGCCAUCUAGCGAGCCAGGCGGGCACGACAGCAACAGGUUUGAUUACGGCGCAGGACCCUCUCAAACGAACCAACAAGCCCCUGAUGGAGAAACGCCGGCGAGCCCGCAUCAAUCAGAGUUUGGCCAUCCUGAAGGCCCUCAUCCUCGAGUCGACGGUCAAGAGCAAGUCCGGCGACGGUCAGACGAAGCACUCGAAGCUGGAGAAGGCGGACAUCCUCGAGCUAACGGUGCGUCACUUCCAGCGCCAUCGGAAUCUGGACAAUCCGGGCAUCGAUAAGUACCGGGCGGGGUACACGGACUGUGCGCGGGAGGUGGCACGCUAUCUGGCCACCCCCGAGCCACCACCGUUGCCGAGCGUUCCGACGCUCACGGACGCGGGUUCUAAGGCACGUCUGUUGCGCCAUCUUGAUAAUUGCAUUGCGGAAAUCGAUACCGAGAUUUGCCCGAAGACGGCGGGAGUUGUCGGGGCGACGGAUCGAACGAAUGGUGCUGGUGUAACGACGGUGGCCUCGUCAGUCGGCAGUCAGGAUUCGCAGACGACGACCGUCGUUGGAGCGGUAAUGUACGACGGAUUGAAAAAAGCCAAAGAUCUCAUGGUGGACUAUGGUGGCGCUGCUCCAACUGGACCGCAGGACUCCAAUCCACUCGAUUUUAGCAAGUCCAACCGAGAAAUCGGUCGCUCUCCGUACUCGUACCGAGGUUCCCCGACCGACCUAGCCCUGCUGACUCCAAAGCCAUCGGGAUUGCUCCACCAGGACGAAAACAACAACCGAGGUACGAGCGGUGGGACGGUGAGUGGACACAAAACGAAAGCCAGCAACCACCAACACCACCAUCAUCAUCUUCACCAUCAGCCACCGGUGUCUUCCACGGUGUCCGUAGCCAACCUGGAAGAUAUGAUUCACGGAAGCGAAAUUGCGACCACUUCCGCCGCCGGUAGUCAUACGGCUCUUAACAAAAUGAUGCUCGGACACCACCAGUCCCACCAGUCCCAGCAGAAGCUGAUCGACAUGGCUAACCUCAAAACCUGCCGGCUUGAUCCGGGCGCGAUCAAGCACGAACCGACGAGCGCCGGAAGUGGUCUGCUGGUCAACGGAUACUCCACCACCUCAUCCGCCGUAUCUUCACCUACUCCAUCACCCGCGGCCGGCAACAUGGAGUCGGAUAAGGAUAUGUCUAACCAUUCUGAGCAUAGCGUGGUGGUGCCUCCAGUCGGCUAUCCACCUCAGAGCCAGGUCCUGCUACUUCCUGACCACUACAUUCAGCUGGCCACAGCACUCGGCCUCGGCAGUGGCCAACCAAUGGUAGACCAUCCGAGUGCAGCGGCCGCAGCAGCAGCCGCCGCCGCAGCCGCUCUCUCAACGACAGACUUUGAAACCCUGAUCGAACAGAACCGCCGGCAGGCGGCCGUCCUAGCGCACGAGAAGAUGACAGCGGAAAUGCUUGGCAGCUUGCAUGGGCUACCGGAGAACGUCGACGAAAGCUACUGGGAGCUGUACAAGAAGUCGCUCGGCAUACCGGACUCGAUCAGCAAGCUCAGCCUAACCGAUGUCCGGGCGCUGAUGGCAAAGUCGGUCGGUCCUACGAUGCCGAAGGUAGAACGUCCAGCGACACCAACCACAGCAACACCCGUGGUAACGAAGAUGGAAGUGGACGAACCGAACCACCCGCAUCAGCACCAUCAACAUCAUCACCACCUGAACCAUCCAGAGGAUCAAACGGCAACAACUGCACACUCAGUAAAAGCUGAACCAGCUGGGCCAGUGUCUCCCGGCCUGGUUGAACAGGAGCCCGACGCCAGAGUAUCAACGGGCAGUCCACCGAUGAAGAAAGAGUCGCUCGAUGGAGACAGUCCCAUGAUCUGCACGGAAACCCAACAGACAGCCACGUACUCCGAGGAAAGGGAUCGGCGCAGUGUGAGCCCACGGUCGAUCGAAGAUCGAAGAUCACCCACCAGUAGCAAUGCUAGCGGAAGUAGUGACCGAUGUGGCAGCAGCCAGGGAACCGAUAGCAUGACCGGAUGUCAACUGCAGGCACAAACCUGGCGUCCUUGGUAAACG